CUUCUUCACUCAAGGCACCACACAGUCUCCUUUGUUUUUACUUAAUAUCCAUAGUCCGAGAAAAAAAAAAAAAAACAUAUUCUUGAUAACAAAUGGAUCAAGAAAGAGCAACGCAGAGCCCCUCAACUUCUACGGAACCUGUCCGGUCACGCUGGUCACCUAAACCGGAGCAAAUCUUGAUACUCGAAUCCAUUUUCAACAGUGGUAUUGUAAACCCACCAAAGGACGAGACGGUGAGGAUAAGAAAGAUGCUAGAAAAAUUCGGUGUAGUGGGCGACGCAAACGUCUUCUACUGGUUUCAAAACCGACGAUCAAGAUCUCGCCGGAGACAGCGGCAGAUUCAAGCCGCCACCGCCGCAGCAGCCACCUCAGGAAGAGCUGAAGACCUCCAGCACAUGACGGCCAUGAGCAUGCAUCAAUAUCCAUAUAGUAACAGCGAGAUUGAUUUGGGAUUUGGAAGUUGUAGCAACUCGUCAGCUAAUUAUUUCCUUAAUGGAACUUCGUCGUCAUCUCAGGUCUCUUCUUUUUUACUCGGACUCUCUUCAUCAAGUGGUGGGUGUGAGAGCAACAAUGGCAUGGAGAAUCUUUUCACAAUGUAUGGGCCGUAUGGCCAUGAAUCUGAUCACCAUCUGCAUAGCUCAAAUGCUCAUUCGGUUUUAUCCCUAUCUGAUGAAAACUCCAAUUUCCAAUACCAACAAGGGUUAAUAACGGUGUUUAUAAACGGAGUUCCGACGGAAGUAACAAAAGGAAGAAUAGACAUGAAAGCAACGUUCGGUGAAGGUUCGGUGUUACUACAUUCCUCUGGUCUUCCUCUUCCCACUGAUGAGUUUGGUUUCUUGCUGCAUUCUUUGCAACAUGGCCAAUCUUAUUUCCUGGUACCGAGACAGACAUGAACUAGCUAUAUAUCUUGUGUGGCAACAACAUAUACGGUCGAUUGUUUAUUGUUUUUCCUUACGUCUCUAUUGAUUUUUGUGUCUAUCUAUCGUGUAUAAUUUAGAUUUAAUAAAUGUUGGACUCGAUCGCCAGAUAUUUUGUUUUCUUGUCGA
Molecule: messenger RNA, 1046 nt
Organism: Capsella rubella
Lineage: Eukaryota; Viridiplantae; Streptophyta; Magnoliopsida; Brassicales; Brassicaceae
Product: WUSCHEL-related homeobox 12
Exons: 3
Coding region: 93-893 (266 amino acids)
Biological process (GO): adventitious root development
Molecular function (GO): DNA binding; DNA-binding transcription factor activity
Source: RefSeq, a predicted model, not a curated record